AUGGAUCAUAGAGAAGGCGGUGGGAUGAACCCACCAGCGUCUCUUCAAGGACUUGGUAUUGAUUCAACCAAUACCACAGAUACAUUAGUAGAUAUUGACUUAAACAACAACAACAACAAUAAUAAUCGUAAUACGAAUAUUGAUGUUGCCAGUUCAUCAGAAGAGGAGAGAAGAAGACGACAGGAUACAUUAGGUUGGAUUUUAGAUCAACAAAGUAAUAACGGAUCAGAGUCUGGAAAGAGUCCGACCAUUAUGGAUAAUGAUAAUGUACCAUUGCCAUCGGCCAAAUCAGCUGAUGGUAUAAGUCAACCACCAAAUAACAAUAACAAUAAUAGUUCAACAUCAACAUCUACGACAACGACGACUACGACUACAUCAUCAUCAUCACCACCAUCAUCAUCUUCACAAUUACAACAAUUACAACGCAUGUCAUCACACAAUAGCAGCCGAAGUGGCAGCAAGAGUAGUUUGAGCGAUAGUAGCGACGGUAUUGGCAAUAAUGGAGUCACCACAAGACAAACCUCGUCACCAUCGUUUAGUGGUGGCAAGGCCAAGGGAACCUCACCAACAGGUCCCAAAAAGAGUUCGUCGUUGCGUAAUAGCAAGCCAAAGAAAUCGGCCAAGCCUCUCAAAAAACACAAAAAGAAGAAAUACGUUGGCAACAGUCGUAGCAUCUAUAUCAACGACGGUCCACAAAACAUCGUCUCCAAGUUUUGUGAUAAUCGUAUCAAAACGACAAAGUACUCUGUGUGGUCAUUCAUCCCAAAGAAUUUGUACGAACAAUUUAGAAGAGUUGCCAACUUUUAUUUCCUUGUCAUUGCCAUCAUUCAACUCAUCCCUGGUAUCUCUCCAGUCAAUCCAUAUACUACUUGGUUACCUCUACUUUUUGUAUUAGCAGUUACUGCUGUUAAAGAAGGUAUUGAAGAUUGGAAACGUAGACAAUCAGAUAACAAAGUAAAUAAUUUAUUAGGAAAAGUUCUAAGAGGACAAGAAUUUAUUGAAAUACCAUGGAAAGAGAUCAAGGUUGGAGAUGUUGUAAAGGUGAACAAGGGAGAAAGAUUCCCAGCAGAUUUGGUGAUUUUAAACAGCUCUGAACAACAUGGAGUAUGUUAUAUCGAAACCUCGAAUCUUGAUGGUGAAACCAAUCUCAAGCAACGUCAGGCCAUUCCACAAACAUUUGAAUUCCUCCGAAAUGAAGAGGAUCUAUCACUCUUUAGAGGUUUCAUCGAAUGCGAACAUCCAAACAAUGUCAUUUACGUUUUCCACGGUGCCAUUGCUUUGGGUACCAAUCCAAACGACACCAAAUACCCUCUCAACAAUAGUCAAACCCUUUUACGUGGUUGUGUAUUACGUAAUACUGAAUGGAUUUAUGGUUCUGUUGUUUAUACUGGUGAAGAUACUAAAAUUAUGCAAAAUUCAACUGAUGCACCAUCAAAAAGAUCAACAUUGGAAAAAUUAGUAAACAGAGGUUUAAUUAAUUUGUUUAGUGUAAUGUUUGUAGUUUGUGUGAUAUCUACGAUUGUUAGUAUUGUAUGGACCAAUCAAAACAAGGUGGAUGCUUGGUAUUUGGGAUUCAACGACAAGUCGACACAAGACGCAGCCAAAAACUUUUUGACAUUUAUGAUUACUUUUGCCGUUAUGAUUCCUAUUUCAUUGUAUGUGUCUUUGGAAUUGGUCAAGGUUGCACAGGCUGUCUUUAUCUCUUGGGAUCUUGACAUGUAUCAUGCUGAAUCAGACACACCUGCACGUUCACGUACAUCCAACUUGUCGGAAGAACUCGGUCAAAUCGAGUACAUCUUUUCCGAUAAAACCGGUACACUUACACGUAACCAAAUGGACUUUUUAAAGUGCUCUGUUGGUCGUAUGAGUUAUGGUUCGUAUAGUCUUGCACAAAACAGCGGGACCAAUAACUAUGACUCGGUCGACUCGUUAAAGCUUGGUGACGGCAAGGGCUCGUACUCGGGCAGCAUCAACAAGGUGCCCGACUUUAUGAGCGAGCCGCUACCUGGCGCAGACCCCAACUUUGGGUUCCGCGACCGUCGUCUCCUCGACCACCUCAACGAGGCCGGUUCCGAGCAGAGCGAACUCAUCCACCAGCUGCUUACCCUCUUGUCAGUGUGUCACAGCGUCAUCCCCGAUCGUCCCAACCGCGACGACUCGGUCAUUGUCUAUGAAGCCAGCUCGCCCGAUGAAGCUGCCUUGGUUACCGCCGCCAAGAACCUCGGCUACGCCUUUUACAACCGUGAACCAUCUGCAGUGCUGGUCAACCAACGUGGCCAGAUUGUCCGUUACGAGUUCCUCAACAUCCUCGAGUUUAACAGCGACCGUAAGCGUAUGUCUGUCAUUGUACGUGAUCCCAAGGGCCGUAUUGUCAUCUACACCAAGGGUGCCGAUACCACCGUCCUACCACUGCUCCGCAAGGACAUGAUCGACAUUCAAGCCGUCACACUCGAGUUUUUGCAAGACUUUGCUGCCGAGGGUCUCCGUACUCUCUGCUGCGCAUACGCCUACAUUGAAGAAGACGCCUAUGUCAAGUGGAACGAGCUGUACAAGGAGGCCGCCGUGGCCAUCCAAGACCGUGACGCCAAGGUCGACAAGGUUGCCGAGCUCAUUGAACGCGACCUCUGUCUCAUCGGUUCCACAGCCAUUGAAGACAAGCUCCAAGUUGGUGUACCACAAGCUAUUGCCAACUUGGCCAAAGCCAACAUCAAAUUGUGGGUACUCACAGGUGACAAACAAGAAACUGCCAUCAAUAUUGGUUUCUCGUGUCAUUUACUCACAUCCGACAUGAAGAUCAUCAUCCUCAACGGCAAGACUGUUGAAGAGGUGGAAGAACAGAUCAACGGUGCCAAUGACGCCUACUUUUCCGACAAUCCAGUUGAAUUCCCCAACAAUGGCUUUGCACUCGUCGUCGAGGGCAGCUGUCUCAACUUUGCACUCGAGGGGUCACUCAAGGACAACUUCCUUGACCUCGCAUCUAGUUGCAAGUCUGUCAUUUGCUGUCGUACCACCCCACUCCAAAAAGCACAAGUCGUCAAGGUUGUCCGUGACCAAUUGCGUGCCGUCACGCUCGCUAUUGGUGAUGGUGCCAACGAUGUUUCCAUGAUUCAGGCAGCACACAUUGGUGUCGGUAUCUCGGGUAACGAAGGUAUGCAGGCUGUUAUGGCAUCUGACUACUCGAUCGCCCAGUUCCGUUUCCUCUACAAGUUGGUCGUCGCACACGGUCGUUGGGAUUACAAGCGUAACAGUCGCCUCAUCCUCUACUGCUUUUACAAAAACAUGGUGUUUGCCAUGACGCAGUUUUGGUUUGGUUUGUUUAACGCCUUUUCCGCUCAAACCAUCUACGACUCUCUUUCCAUCGCCGUCUUUAACGUUAUUUUCACCGGUCUCCCUAUCAUUGUCUAUGCCAUCCUCGAUCAAGAUGUCUCUGCCCAGUCGUCCAUGCAAUACCCCCAACUCUACAAGUCGGGCCAAAAGGAUUCAGAGUUUAACCUCAAAGUACUUUGGGUGUGGCUCGUUGAAGGAUGGUCUCACUCUGUCGUCAUCUUUUUCAUGGCCUAUGGUAUCUAUAGUUAUGGCGCCAACGUUCUCUCCAACGGUCAAACACUCGAUAUUUGGGCUAUGGGUCAAACCAUCUUUAUCCUCGUCGUCAUCACUGUCAACCUCAAGCUCGCACUCGAGACUCGUUACUGGACUUGGCUCACCCACUUUUCCAUCUGGGGUAGCAUCCUCAUUUGGUUCCUCUGGCAAGCUAUCCUCGCCUCGAUCCAAGCUGCUGGUGCAUCUGCCACAGGUGAGGUCUACCAAAUCGCCUACCAUCUCUGGGCAUCGCCCCUCUUUUGGCUCGGUCUAUUCUGUAUCCCCAUCAUUUGUCUCGUGCCCGACAGUCUCUACAAGAUCAUCCAGCGUGACUUCUUCCCCUACCCCUACCAGAUCGUCCAAGAACUCGAGCGUGUCAAUGGCAAGCCCGACCAGAUCGCAUGGGCCGAGAAGGGUAUGAACGGUGCUCAAGGCAUGGAACAAUUCAAGGUGGUCGACAUGAAGCAAAAAAAGGCUCGUGGUAAACUCCCCUUUCUCACUUGGAUAAAGUCAAACAAGGUUUCAAAAAAUAAUACUGGUUAUGCUUUUACUCAUGGAAAUGAAGUUGCAAAUACUAAUCUUCAAUUAUAA
Cavenderia fasciculata is the source of this 4170-nucleotide messenger RNA. RefSeq names its product P-type ATPase. NCBI's taxonomy places the organism in Eukaryota, Evosea, Eumycetozoa, Acytosteliales, Cavenderiaceae. Gene Ontology annotation, cellular component: plasma membrane. The transcript is spliced from 5 exons. The record is from RefSeq and is a predicted model, not a curated record. Gene Ontology annotation, molecular function: ATP binding; ATPase-coupled intramembrane lipid carrier activity; ATP hydrolysis activity. Bases 1 to 4170 code for a protein of 1389 amino acids. Gene Ontology annotation, biological process: phospholipid translocation.